This is a messenger RNA of Hypoxylon trugodes, 1479 nucleotides long. Its product is annotated as MSF1-domain-containing protein. The record is from RefSeq and is a predicted model, not a curated record. Gene Ontology annotation, biological process: phospholipid transport. Gene Ontology annotation, molecular function: phosphatidic acid transfer activity. The transcript has a single exon. Gene Ontology annotation, cellular component: mitochondrial intermembrane space. NCBI's taxonomy places the organism in Eukaryota, Fungi, Ascomycota, Sordariomycetes, Xylariales, Hypoxylaceae. Bases 478 to 1059 code for a protein of 193 amino acids.
AGAGAGUCUUGGAUUGAAGGAAAAUUUCUCAAAAAGCUUUUGUCAUUUGACGGCCAUUUAUUUUAAGCAUCACACCCUCAACUUUUCCUCAAUCUUCACUUUCAUUGAAGAAAAAAAAACAAAUUCAAUAACUUGAUCCAAUUUUUGGUCAAGUCACAAUCAUUACUGUUUCUCAAUCUAAGAGGGAAUUAAUAAAAAAGACAAAAGAUAUUGUUUGUUCUUAUCACUUAAGUACAUAUAAGAAAAAAAGGGAUCCCACGCCGUAGGUUCUCGGAGCUUUUUAUUCUCGCGUUCCUACGAUUAUCUACAACCACAUCCGGAUCUCCGACCGUUUUUUGAAACCGCGCAGAAUUGUUUUCCCUUUCUGCCCCGAUUUCCCGCGUUCGAUCUUCCGGAUUCUAAUAACUGAAUCGUGGUAUCCGACCGUCAACCGUCUCCUAUUGACCCCCUCCUAAUUGGGAUCGCCGUCUAUCAGAGAUGAAGGUCUUUUCCAAUUCCCACACCUUCAACUACUCCUGGGAAGAAGUAUCGACCGCCAACUGGCGGAAGUACUGCCCUUGGAAUGACAAAUCUACCCACGUUAUAGCCGUCGAUACCCUCGCACGUGAAGUCGACCCUGCCACCGGUAUCCUACGAACUGAGCGACUUAUCACAUGCAAACAAUCGGCACCAGAGUGGCUCAAGUCUAUUAUUGGAUGCAUGGAGACGAGUCAAGUCUUCGAGACCUCCUACGUUGAUCCCGCCGCCAAGACCGUUACCAUGGUAUCCCAAAAUAUCACGUGGUCGAAUCUAGUCAACGUUCAAGAGACGGUGAUUUAUCGACCUUUGGAUGCACACAGAACACAAUUCGAACAAGAUGCAAGGAUAACGGCGUUGUGUGGAGGUUGGCAACGAAUCAAGAAUAGUGUCGAAGACGCCCUCGUUACCCGAUUCCGAGAAAACGCGGUUAAGGGCAAGGAGGGUUUCGAAUGCGUGCUAGAAAUGAGCAGAAGGGUAUUCGCCGAGGAACGUGAAAAGGAAAGGCAACGACAGAGCUUAGGCGGCAAGAUGAUGGCAUAGAUCAGAUGUCAGCAUGACUAUUCCGGAUCCCCCCCGGUUUACCUCCUACGCAUAUUGGACUCCACGACGAUUCGGUUAGACAACGACAACCAAGUACAUAUAAGAACAGCAUAUUUCGGAGUCUUUUUUUCAAGAGGGGUGUGGACAUUUGAUUUUUGAUUUUUUGGGAAAGAGAUAAAAAAGCACGGCGUUUCGGCAUACCCCUAAAAAUUGCGUUGCAUAGAAAGGCGGAAAGAAUAUUAGACUUGCCUACGUAUUGCGUAUAUGCGUAUGUAUGGCCAGGCAUUGUUGUCUCCCUAAUCAUUCGGAGUACACUUGCUAGUUAGGCGUUGAGAUAGACUACUCUACUAUUGUUGAGAGGAGGAUCUAAGGUUAAUAUAUUCUCCGCCCACCCUAAAUAUCGUCGUUUUCUUUCGUACG